This is a messenger RNA of Manihot esculenta (cassava), 837 nucleotides long. RefSeq lists its product as uncharacterized. NCBI's taxonomy places the organism in Eukaryota, Viridiplantae, Streptophyta, Magnoliopsida, Malpighiales, Euphorbiaceae. The record is from RefSeq and is a predicted model, not a curated record. Bases 1 to 837 code for a protein of 278 amino acids. The transcript has a single exon.
AUGAGAGAGCAGCUCCUGGCCGAGUUGGGGACGAAGGAUCAGAAUCAGGCUCUCCUGCCCACCUCUUCACCCUUCUUGAAGUGGGUGCAACAGGAGACCAUCCCCAAGAAGUUUAUGAUGCCGCCUAUGACAGCAUACGACGGAGCUGGCAACCCGAGGGAGCACGUCCUCAGCUACAAGACUUUUAUGGAAUUGCAGACUCUAUCGGAUGCCUUGAUAUGCAAGGUAUUCCCUGAUACGCUGACAGGGCCGGCACGGGCGUGGUUUAACAUCCUAGAGGCUGGGAGUAUCAGAAGUUUCGGGGACUUGGCCAUCGCCUUCAUCAGUCGAUUCAUAGCCGGAGUGCCAGCCGAUAGGAAGACCAGCUACUUGGAGACGAUCAGGCAGAGAAGAGAUGAAUCACUGAUGGAGUAUGUUGCCCGUUUCAACACGGAGGCCCUACAGAUCCCCGAGCUGGAUGAGGGCCGAGCGGUGGAGGCCAUGCAGAAGGGGACGACCUCCCCCGAGUUUUUUGGCUCGUUGAGUAGAAAGCCCCCCACUACGUUAGCAGAGCUGAUGAAGAGGGCAGAGAAAUACAUAAGGCAGGAUGGUGCCUUGGUAACGAGUAGAUUCGCCAAAGGGGCGGAAGACAGAGGAAAAGCCCCCGAAGAAAGGAGGUCGGAAAGGCAUGAGAAGAAGCAGAGCAAGAAACCUGAGCCCUACAGGCAGCCCUGGGACCGGAGAGACCAAAGACCUUUCCCUCCUCGGGUUCCAGAACAAAAGCCAUUCCCUCCGCGUAUUCCGGAGAACCUGACCCCACUCAACGCCUCCAGAGCCGAGGUGCUCAUGGCAGUAUAG